This is a messenger RNA of Aethalodelphis obliquidens (Pacific white-sided dolphin), 905 nucleotides long. RefSeq names its product OCIA domain containing 2 (gene OCIAD2). Lineage: Eukaryota; Metazoa; Chordata; Mammalia; Artiodactyla; Delphinidae. The transcript is spliced from 7 exons. The coding region runs from base 164 to 628 and encodes 154 amino acids. The record is from RefSeq and is a predicted model, not a curated record. Gene Ontology annotation, cellular component: mitochondrial inner membrane.
GAGGAAGCGAGGGGCGGUGCGCCGCUGGGGCCGGAGCAAAAGGAAGAAAGAGGCAGAGGGAAGCUCACCGAGCACAGGCGAGGUCCCGGGAGCGAGCGCGACAUCGGGUCAAAUGAGGAAGCUGAGUCCACUCAACUAGAAGAGAAGCAAAGACAAAGUCAUCAUGGCUUCAGUGUCUACGCAUGAACACCAAGAUAAAGGUCCCCAUUUGCCACCACCAAGCAAGCAGAGUCUGUUGUUUUGUCCAAAAUCAAAACUGCACAUCCACAAAUCAGAGAUUUCAAAGAUUAUCCGGGAAUGUCAAGAAGAAAGUUUCUGGAAGAGAGCUCUGCCUUUUUCUCUUGUAAGCAUGCUUGUCACCCAAGGACUGGUCCACCAUGGUUAUUUAGCAGCUAAUCCAAGAUUUGGAUCAUUGCCUAAAGUUGCACUUGCUGGUAUCUUGGGAUUUGGCCUUGGAAAGGCAUCAUACAUAAGAGUAUGCCAGAGUAAAUUCCAUUCCUUUGAAGGUCAGCUGCGUGGGGCUGGUUUUGGUCCAGGGCAUAACAGGCACUGCCUGCUUACCUGUGAGGAAUGCAAAACAAAGCAUGGAUUAAAUAAGGAGGGAAGUUCACAGCCUUCGACUUCCUAAACUCUGUCUGUGGGUUUUCAAGUUUCCAAAAACAUCUGAAUUUGUACACCUUUAAAAUGUCAAAUGUACUUUAAAAUAAUUUACUUAUAGUAGAACAGAAACAUUGUGAUUCUCUCACUCUAUUGAAAUGCUUUCGCCGGUUGAUUCUCCAUUGAAUUGAGCAUUCCAUGUUUUUCUGUUGUUUAAGAACAUGUUGGGAGCAUUCAUACACCAAAAGAAAUUCUGUUGCAGUCUUACUUGCUUACAGUUAAAUAAAAGAAUUUAGAGUCUUCUCUGA